Messenger RNA from Mauremys mutica (yellowpond turtle), 2007 nucleotides. RefSeq names its product receptor interacting serine/threonine kinase 3 (gene RIPK3). NCBI's taxonomy places the organism in Eukaryota, Metazoa, Chordata, Testudines, Geoemydidae. The record is from RefSeq and is a predicted model, not a curated record. Gene Ontology annotation, biological process: protein phosphorylation. Gene Ontology annotation, molecular function: ATP binding; JUN kinase kinase kinase activity. Bases 409 to 1731 code for a protein of 440 amino acids. The transcript has 12 exons.
CGAGUGGAUGGAGUUCCGGGAGCGGAUCCCCCGGGAGUGCCUGGAGCAGAUGCAGUUCAUCGCCUCCGGGGGGUUCGGCACCAUCUAUCGGGCUCAGCACCGUGACUGGCGCAUCCCCAUCGCCGUGAAGAAACUGAGCCGUUUCUCUUCCUAUCCUUCCAUCUCUAUUUUCGCCUUCUCUCCACUCUCUCUCCUUCCAUACCUCCAUGUCCCCUGCCCUCUGUAGUCUCUGUCCCUCCACCCUCCCGUUCCCUCCUCCCAUCUCGCCAGUCUCCUGCCUUUUCUUUCUCCUUCCUUCUUUUUGCCUCCUCCCUCCACUCUCAACUUUCCCCAUCCUUUGUUCAUCUCUCACCCCCUGCCUGCAGCGAUACCUGCCGCCGGGAAGAGCUCCUGGCGGAAGCCCGGGCCAUGGACAAAGCUCGCUUCAUCUACAUCCUGCGGCUCUUCGGCCUCUAUGAGGAGGAAGAGGAGGGCUGGGACUCCGGCCCCCGGUUGGGCAUCGUCAUGGAGUACAUGGAGAAUGGCAGCCUGGCCACCUUGCUGGAGAGAGUCCGGCCAGUCCCCUGGCCGCUGCGCUUCCGCCUCCUGCACCAGGUGGCGCUGGGCAUGAAUUACCUGCAUGGGCUUCACCCACCGUUACUGCACCUGGACCUCAAACCCAGCAACGUCCUGCUGAAUUUGGAGCUGCAUGUCCGGCUGGCAGACUUUGGGCUAUCGAAAUUCAAGCGAGUGACUACCAAGCAGGGAGCAGAAAGAUCCGGGGAUGAGGAUGACUACGGGGGUACCCUGGAGUACAUGCCCCCCGAAUCCCUCGUAGACAUCAACUACAAGCCAACGCCAGCCACAGACGUAUACAGUUAUGCCAUCCUCACCUGGUCCGUGUUAACUGGUGAACAGCCUUACCCAAAUCUCCUCCCAAAAUGCAUGAGCUCCCUGCUCCGAAUGCACAUCCCCCGGGGUCAGAGACCCAACAUGGAGGAACUGGAGGAGGUCACAGGAGUGGAGGGACUGGAGGACAUGAAAGAGUUAAUGAAGAGAUGUUGGCACAAUGACAGCUGGGAAAGACCCACUUUUAAAGACUGCAGCAACAAGACAGAGAAGAUUUUUUCUUGCCACAAGUCCCAGAUCGUGCCGGCUGUGCGUCAGGUGCAGGAUGUGCUGAUGAUGAUGGCCAGUUCUCCCAGCGAUGAAUCCAGACCAUCAGUCAGUGUCCCUACACCUGCUGCAGCUGAGAGCUCCCAUCUCCACACCUUUCCUCCACCUUCCCUCGGGGUCUCAGAGCAGUUCCAGACACUUCGCUAUGAGGAUCGUCCAAGCAGAGAAAACGAAGCUGUGCUCCAGAGAAACAUGAGGCAGACGGAGGAUCAGCAAGGACCUGGUACCCCUCAGCCCUGCAGUGUCAGCCUGGGUCCCAGGCAGGGAGGACCCAAUAAAGAAGGAGAAGGACCCAAUAAAGGAGAAUUUGGCUCCCCCAAGACAACCCCAUCACAGUUGAGACCCCCAGCCAAUCAGCCGAGGCCCUUCUUCCCCACCCAGUCCCACCCACACCUCCCCACCCAGGGGCCGGAUCAACCCAUGCGCCCAUUCUGGCAACAGCCUCAGCAACCUCUCCGUGGGUUCGCAGGUGGCAGCAUAAAUAUCGUUGGUUCUUGCUCGGCAAUACAGAUUGGCCACAACAACAGCAUGAAAGUGACCAAGGUGCGAGUAGAGAAGAAGAAGAAGAAGAAAUAAUAAUGGCUCCUUUACCUCUGAUCUCUAGAUGUGUGUGUGUGGAGCAUCCCAGCCCUCCCUGCCCCCAGCAGAGACCCCCCCCUUCUCUGGUACGCACCACUUCCCUCUGCGGGGGCACUAUGGACCUCAGCCCCCCACCGUCCUGUCUCAAUUCCCAGCUCCCCACUCUCCCGCUGCAGUGGAGGGCAGGGGGGAUUCCAGCCCUGGGAGCUGGCAUCUCUGGCCACGGAGGACUUUUGUAGCUGCAGCAUUAAAGCAACAGUGAGACUAACUCAA